GGCUCCUCUAGAUCUUUACCGCUCCUGCAACCACAUGGUUGCUAAAAUAAAUAUGUUUAGAGCAUUUAUUCUCUACGUGAAAUUAUAACUUGAAAAAAGUGGCACUGUGGCACGUGACCAAGAAUACUUGGGAGGAAAAAAACAAACUCUAAAUUGAACGAUCGUGGAUGAAAUCGUCACGAAUGCUACGCCAUGAUUAAUGAGACGUCAGUUUUUAAUUAAUACUAUACAGCAAUACGUUUUUUAUCCAACGAUAAUGCGACUAGCUUACUAUACGGUAUAAAUCACACAACACCGAGAACACAGCAGAAGCAAACUUGGUAUUCGAUACCUGAACAAAAGAUGAAUAAACAGAUUAAUUACUUUUUCUAAAUACACCAAACUUAUACUAACAUUUAUAUGGAGCGCAACUUCCGCCCGGCUUUUAACGUCACAUCCGUUAAGCAGGCUUCCGGCGGCGUUGCCAGGCAGCGGGGUUAUGAUGAGCGGAGGAGGAAAAGCCGAGUCUGACAGGUUUAGUUACCUGCAGGCGCUCGUCACCGAGUUUCAGGACACGGACAAUGCGGAGGCCAAAGAGCAGGUUCUGGCUAAUCUGGCAAACUUUUCUUAUGACCCCCGGAACUUUUCAGACCUUCGUCAACUGCAGGUUCCAGAUCUCUUCUUAGACAUGCUUACAGAGGACAAUGAGACCUUUGUUGAGUUUGGAAUAGGAGGUCUCUGUAACAUGUGUCUGGACAAAGUGAUUAAGAGUCACAUUUUGGCAUCAGGUGGCCUAAGCUUGGUCAUUAACUGCUUAUCCAGCCGCAAGGAGGAAACUGUGCUCUCUGCUCUCACCACACUCAUGUACCUUAGCACAGCAGCAUCCCGCCAGGACAUCACUACUCCCCCGGUCGUGGAAUGCAUGGUCCGCUUCUCCCUCUCCAGCAACCGCAGGAUCAGUAACCUGGCCACAAUAUUUCUAGAGGACUAUUGCACUGAAAAACAAAUACAGGAAGCUAGGGAACUGAGCCAACACACAGCACUGGGAAUCCCACUACCAGAGACUCCUCCACCUGUAAACACAGACUGAACCAGCCUUCAGUAUGCACAUAAAAAAUAAAUUUCCUUAUACAAGAAAGAAACCUCAGCCAACGCUUUCCAUUUGCAAUCUGCUGUGGAGUCACCAACAACACCAUUGGGUUUUCCCUUUCAGAGGCACACCUUGUUGCAGCACUUAUUUAAACCUAUAUAAAGUAACAGUAACUGCUUUAUAGAUUUUGGACACAUUUUGCGCACAGAACCUAAAGUGCUAUGAUACUGUGUAGCAUUGGCAAAUACAGCAAUGUGGAAUGCAAACAUUUUCUAUCAUACAUGAAAAAUAGCAGAAAUGAAAAUGCAUUAGCAACAUAUUAUAUUCCUUGUGAUGUUAAAGGACCAUUACAUUUGACAUUUCAACAACGCAUAAAAUGUUUCAUUAUUUUAAGUGAAGCAUUUUCAAUACACAUUAAUGAUCUUGCUGUAAAA
Molecule: messenger RNA, 1503 nt
Organism: Bombina bombina (fire-bellied toad)
Lineage: Eukaryota; Metazoa; Chordata; Amphibia; Anura; Bombinatoridae
Gene: ARMC7
Product: armadillo repeat containing 7
Exons: 3
Coding region: 479-1069 (196 amino acids)
Source: RefSeq, a predicted model, not a curated record